Trichoderma reesei QM6a is the source of this 918-nucleotide messenger RNA. RefSeq lists its product as uncharacterized. Lineage: Eukaryota; Fungi; Ascomycota; Sordariomycetes; Hypocreales; Hypocreaceae. The coding region runs from base 1 to 918 and encodes 305 amino acids. The transcript has 3 exons. The record is from RefSeq and is a predicted model, not a curated record.
AUGCCCGUCAUGAACAACCCCUAUGAGAUCAACACGGCACCGCCCACUAUUGGCACUCCUCAAGAUGCCGCCACGCUCCGAGAACUGCUCAAGACUCCCUACGACAGCGUGUACAAGGUUACGCCCGAUGGAAAGACCUUUCUCGAGCCUCUUCUGCUUCGCGGCACCCCGCGCCAAGAGCCCGAGUCGGAGAAGAAGAGAGAGGUUGCCUACCUCAGCCAGCUGAACCCUCGCGACAAGGCGCUGCGGGCAUCGCUGAAGCGGUACCGGGACAACUCGAGCAAGUUCAAGAAGAUCAGGGAGGUCUUUGGAGAGCCCAGCAGAUAUCACCCCAACCAGCUUCUCUCGAAAGACUACCUGCCCUCUAGCGGCCUGUGCCAAAUGGAGCUGAUGUAUCGUCUGGCGUGCAAGAUUUCGGACCUGCAGCAUCUGUACCGAAUGGGGGCGCUGGCCAUGGACCCCUUCGACUUCAUCAGGUGGCGACUCAUCAAGAAAGCCGCGAGCUUCAUGCGCAACCCGGGAGACAACCCGAAGAAAUCGAUCAGGACGAUUGUCUACAAGCUCUGCGACGACUCCGUCGGCGUUAUGAGCAGACCCUACCAGGAUUCCGUCAUGAGGCACGCGGUGCUCAUGUCUGCUGCGCAGAGAAACCACCUGAGUGCCUAUGGCCCCCGGGGCAGAUGGCGAAAGUACUGGCUCUCGGACAAGAGAGACUCCCCAUACAGCACGAGGGCGCGGAGCCAGCGCCAUGCUGCUGCUCUUGCUCGCGCGCGUGCUGCGGCCGCCUCCACGGGGCCCGUCUAUACGGGGGUGAAUGCCUUUCGAGCCCAGCAGCAGCAGCGGCGGCGGGAGGCGCAGAUGCGACAGGAGGCCGAGGAGCGGCAGGCCAGGGAGGAGGGACGCCCCGAGGCGGAGUAG